UUUGAAGGAGCGGUUAGUAAAGAGGGUGGUGAUUCCACUGAAGCAACUGCCAAACCAAAGAGAAGCUUUUAUGCUGCGAGGGAUUUGUACAAAUACCGACAUCAGUACCCACAGAACUUCAAAGAUAUCCGAUAUCAAAAUGACUUGAGCAAUCUUCGUUUUUAUAAGAAUAAAAUUCCUUUUAAGCCAGAUGGUGUUUACAUUGAAGAAGUUCUAAAUAAGUGGAAAGGAGAUUAUGAAAAACUAGAGCACAACCACACUUACAUUCAAUGGCUUUUCCCCCUGAGAGAACAAGGCUUGAAUUUCUAUGCUAAAGAAUUAACUACAUAUGAAAUUGAGGAAUUCAAAAAAACGAAAGAAGCAAUUAAAAGAUUCCUCCUGGCCUAUAAGAUGAUGUUAGAAUUUUUUGGAAUAAAACUGGUUGAUAAAACUGGAAAUGUUGCUCGGGCUGUUAACUGGCAAGAAAGGUUUCAGCAUCUGAAUGAGUCCCAGCACAACUAUUUACGAAUCACUCGUAUUCUUAAAAGCCUUGGUGAGCUUGGAUAUGAAAGUUUUAAAUCUCCUCUUGUAAAAUUUAUUCUUCAUGAAGCUCUUGUAGAAAACACUAUUCCCAAUAUUAAACAGAGCGCUCUGGAGUAUUUUGUUUAUACAAUUAGAGACCGGAGAGAGAGGAGAAAGCUCCUACGGUUUGCCCAGAAACAUUACACACCAUCAGAGAAUUUUAUCUGGGGACCGCCGAGGAAAGAACAGUCCGAGGGAAGCAAAGCCCAGAAAAUGCCAGCCCCUCCCACCUCUGGUCAUAUUAGUCAAACUUCUAUGCACAAAAAAUCCAAGGACUCCAAAAAUUCCUCCUCAGCUGUUCAUUUGAAUAGCAAAACAGCUGAAGAAAAAAAAGCGACACCUGGAGCGUCUGGAGAAGAGACAGACGGGCCGAGCGCAGAGUCCAGCAGUGAAGCCGCCAAGCCGGGAAACACAGAGGACGAUAAUGCUGAAAAUUCAAAUUCUCAACUGGAAAAAGCAGCGAGCCAUCCCACAGAGAGGAAGGAAAUUGAAGUUCCUCCUGAAAAAGAUGAAGAAGGUGAAAAUCAUAACAAAGACUGUGAAAAUCCUGGAAAUACAGGCCCCCCUGAUGAUGGACUAUCACAGUGAAUUAUGAGGACCCCCAAACCUGUAUAGGUAAGGGAGGGAAAAACCUAUACACAGUCUGUCCUGAAGAAGAGAGGUUAUUUCACAUUUUAGCCAUCUGUUUGUAAUUUCUGUUGUAAACAGUUUGUUGGUGGUUUUUUUAUGUUGGAUGAUAAUGAAUUUAAUAUUUAGUAAAAAGUUUUAAGCAACAACCAAUAAAUGAAUGUAUUCUCUAACACUUUUAGGAUGUGAGUUUUCAAGUUCUGUGCAUAAUAAUUGCUUUUAAAUUAUUUCACUGUAUAUGGAAAUAGUCAUGUAGUAUUUGAUAUAUCAGAUUCUUUUGGGAGAUUACAGUCUACAUGAAGGAAAUGAAGAGGAUAAAUUUUGUUAUAUUGCCACAUCAUGGGCUAAUUUAUAGAUUCAUAAAGCUGGAAAAACAAAUUUGGUCAUUCCAAAUGUAUUCAGCAAGUGAUUUGGACUCUCCAGUAGAACACCUCUUUAUAAAUUCUGGUGUGUGAAAUGGAUAUUCUUAGGGAACCAUAAUUAACCCGUCCAUGUCUUCGCCUACCCACUGUCCUUUCCUCUUUUCCUGUCUCUGCACUUGCCCUCAUUUGCCAUCUUUGUCGGCCAGCAUGUGCAUUUCUAGGGUACAUUCAGGUGAUCCCCUGUGCUGAAAUUUAAAUGGAACAGAGGGGCACUUUUAACUGCAUUAUAUCAAGAAUUUGCUUUUUUAAAAUAAUAAAAAUGUUUUUCUAUAUUAAAUGCUUAAAAACAAAUUUUGAUGCAGAAGUCCAAGAAAAGGAUUUUGCUUUUAUGGCUGUUCCAUAUAAAUUCGGUGCUUGUUUCUGAAUGCAAAUGACUAAAGAAUUAAAAAAUAAGGAAAGAAAAUAUACAUUUUAAAAUAGCAUGCUUCUUACACUGGUAACAAGGCAGUGGUCCCUAAAACCUUGACUAUCUCAGUGUUCUGUGGGCUGUGAAGUUAGUAAUACUGCUUAGUCCAGUGUAUCUUUAAAAAAGAAGACAAUUUGAUAUAUCUUUAAAUUGUCAAACCUUGAAAUUGAGAUUUAAAAUUCCAUUUCCUCAGUUUUAGCAAGCACUUAAUAUGUUAAUACUGGUUAAGAGUAAGUAGUUUUACUUUCUGUAAUAUUAUGACUAAUAUUACACAUCAGAAAAUAAUCACUGUGCUGAGAACUUCAAAGCGUACCUACAAAUAUAGUUCAAGCAAUUAGUAGGAAAAAAAAUUCACUUUCAUUUAGAGAAGAAUUGGCCGUCGUGUAUCUUCUGGGGUUUUAGAUUCACUUUAACCCCCCAAAAUUUUUACUGUGUUCUAUUUGUUAGUCACAUCAUACCAUCCUGUUACCUUUAUAGUCGGGGGAUUUCCAGCAGAGGAUUUCUAGAAAAUAUACCAAUAGUAUGCCAUUAGAAGUACGAUUUUAUUGUUUUGGAGUUUACAUGAAGCAUCAGAGUUGCUCAAACCGGAGUUUUUAAUAUAUUAUUAACCAAGUUAUAUGUCAUAUUCCAAUUACUAUAGAGCAUCUUUUCAUUUUUGGUGCCCAAAGUAUCCCAAUUUUUGCUUUCUACUGUUUUGUGAAGUGAGUAUUAAGAUUUGGAGAAACAAUUCUGCCUUUGCAUUUCAAUUUCUUUUUUGUGUGGACCCUCUAAUGUGCUGCUUGGAGCAGUGUCCCAAUAGAGCUCAAAGAACAGUUUCGCAGGGUAAGAUGAAAGUAGUGGUCACAUUGAGCUGAACCGUAGGAACAUGAUUAAUUCAAAAUAUCUUAUCAUGUUUGAAUACAUAAACAGGUGUUCAGACUGCUUUCUAAGUGCAAAAUAUUUAAAAUUUGUGACCAGAUAUUAAAAUAUUAAUAAACAGUGGACAGAGAUUAAAGUAAAUGAACAUAAUCUGAAUUGCUUAGAAACUAGUGUAUCAGAGCCCUUACAAGUAAAAACACUUCCUUCAACAAUUUAACUUUUAAAAUAUUAUUCAUAAUUAGGGUUUGAUUAGAUUGUAUCAAUUAAUUUUAGAAUAUUUAGUCUCAAGGGAAAAACUGCCUGGCCUCCAUUUAUAUAAACAGUGGCCCUUUCCCACGAUAUUUUUUUUAAAUUCCAUAUUCACAUGUAACAGUAUGAUUCCUACAUUUAAUCUGCAAACAAUUUAUGAGAGAAUCCCUCAGUGGAGAACAAGUGAGAGGAUGUCAUUCCUUUUGCAGGUAAAACUUGAGUGUCUAUAAUAUUUUUUCUAUUAAGAAUACUUUAUAAAAUUAAUAGUUUUUUAAAUAAGAUCUAUAGAUACGUAUUUAUGUGGGUCUUAGAUAUGAGACAGCCCUCUGGGGUUGACUCCGAUGUUUUGUAUUUUUAAAAACUACGAUAUGCUUGCAGAAAUUUACUGAGAAGCUGUUUUAAAAAUGCAGUGAAGCAUGGCCAAAUAGCUAGAAACAUUAUUGAAUCUUGCAAAUAUAUAGACUCUUUUGUUGUACCUUGGACUGUGAAGAUAUAAACAUUGGCUAUUGAUAAAAUAUUUACUUGCAUUUCAUGGCAGAUGUUAUAUCGCUUGGUUAAGUCUAGUACAUUUCUAAUAUUUUGUGCUUUCAUAUCCCUAAGGGGAUAAUAUAUGUGAAAGUAUUUUGAAAUACUGUAAAGUGAUAUAUAAUUAUAUUUCUGUACAGUAGAGAAAAACUUUAUAACAUUAACAAUAUUGUACCACUAUAUAGUUUCAUGCUCCAUCUCAUAAGAAACACAAAAGAAUCUUGAUAGAAGCAAAAAUGUGUCUGCUUUUUCUAAAUCAGGUCUCGUUCUCAGUUAAAAAUUAUUUUGCAUAGUUCUAUUUUGAAUUUUGAUUUUGAGACUACUUUUUUUCAGCUUCGAAGAGAAAAUAAAUGUGCAACUCAGGAGUUACUAGAGAAUUCUAAGAUUUUUUUGCUGUGUAUUAAUGUAAACAUGAAAAUGUCAUUUCAUAGCUAUCACAGGCAUUGUGUUUCAUAUUUUGUUGUAUAAAAUUGCCUACUUUGCUUUUAGUUUUUAUGCUUUAAUCUGAGUGAAAAUAUGAUCUGGUGAAAAAGGAAAAACAGUGCAAUGUUAUAUCUGAGUUACUCUUUCAAAAACCAUUUUAGUAAGUAAACGCCCAUAUCAAGUGGUCAAAAACUGGUUGAGGAAAUAGAGGAUAUUUGGUUCAUUUUUUUAAGUUAAAUUUCCCAAGUUCAUAUCAGAGUCAUGAUUGGAUUUAUCUUGAGUAGCUAAAUGGGCUAUAUAUAUAUAUAUUUUUUUUUUUUGGUCUUUCUCUCUUUCAUGCCAGUUUAUGCUGAGUGGGGACCCUUUGUUAUAGGAAUGGUUUUGAAGAUUUCUGUUUUGUCUCCCACUUAGAAAAUUCCUCUUUGUCUUUUGAGCUACAUGUGUUAGAUAGAAGGUAGGCUGGGGUUAGACAUGCUGGGAUCGUUUCAAAUGUAGGUGAGGUUGUAGAGAACAAUGAUGGGGUCAAUGUCAGAUCCAGAAAUUAGGAGUUACAGAUAUCUACUUCUUUUAACUUUGACUUCCGUAGUGUUUGUCACAGGAACAGAUUUGUGUGGGGAAGCUCCAGGGUGACAGUGAGCACUACCCUGCCUCUCCCUGUUCCCGUUCUCCAGCCCACCCAGCACAUUGUGCUCGGGGACACACUGUGGUUUUAGAAAUCCCUUAGUAUUGAAGUUAAUAAUAGUAUAGUUAUAAAUGUGAAUGCCUGAAAGUGUCCAGAUGUGCCUUAACUAAUGUAGAUGGUUUAAAUUUUUACUCCAUUGUAAAAUCUUGCCAUGAGGACCUUUCCAAACCAUGAGUAUCAGUUAUUUUAAUGAACUUACUUUGGUGCUUUUCAUUUUUGAGAAAUUUCUUUUUGUGACAAUAACAUUAGUUCAUAAGGAAGUGUACUUUGCAUAGUGUUCAACAGUGUGUUAUAUUUGACAAAAAGUGUUUACAGUAAGAUUAACUACAUUGUUACAUUUAUUUAUGCUUUUGUUUGACUUUGCUACAUGCUAUGAUUUUCAUUUUAAACAUUUCUUGGUUAAAAUAAGUAAUAUUUGUCUGUAUUUUACUUCUUGUUCUUAGCUGCAGAUGGAUGCAGAAAUGGCAUUCUAUUAGAGAAUUAUUUAGAAGUUUAAUUCCAGUAGAUGGUUGGAGGAAUCUGAAAUUCAUUUUCUUAUUAGAAACAUUUAAAAAGCACUGUUUUUGCCUUUUUCCCCUAGAUUAGAAUGUAAUUUGUCAUCUGCUUUUUUCCUGAUCUGUUGAGAAUGACUGUUUUGGUUAUUUGUGGGAAAUAGCUUCUUAAUGUUUCUUUCUUGAAUUAAAAGUUUUCAUGUUAGAGGAUACAAUCAAGUGCUUUGCUUUAUGGCUCAAACUGUGCCUGGAAGUAGAGUUCAGAAUGGGGAGUAAAAAUCAGGGGAGCAUCUUGGUAAAGUGGAGCCAGCACUGGGCUCCCCAGUCUCUCCAGGCAUGACAGGUCCUCAGGAGCCUCCUCUGGUUCAGGAGGGUGCUGAGCUUUAUUGUCCCUCGUUUCUGAAGAGGAUCGAUUACCUUGGAUUCCAACAUAAUUUUAAUACAUUAUCAAUUUUCCCAAAAUAUAUGUUACAAUUUGCUACCAUUUUGCAGUUAUGAAAUUGUGAACAAUUGGACACUUGCUAUGUAAAUUGAAUCGUUCAUAACUAUCUUGGGAAACAAUGAAAUACCAUUUCUGCCCACCCUUCCUCCCAGUUCUUCAAUUGCAAUUCUUUUAGGUUGCUCUUUCAUAGGUAUAUAUUUAAAAGUUUUUAUAAAAUGACUCAGUGUACAUUAAAAAUGAAUCGAAAGGGAAAAGACGUUGAUACUUGUUAGGUAAAAGACUCUUUUUAAACCAAAAAUCUGAAACCUUAUGAAAGUAUAUUUAAGCUAUGAAGUUUAUCAUAUUCUCAUAUGGCAGAGAUUAUAGAAUAGUUUGCAUUAAUCAGAGAGAUUAGUUAUAUAAUAAUCUUGGCCCUAACAGAUGUUUAAGUUUCUGGUCAAAUGAACAUUAUUUUUUUCAGUGCUGAUAGAAAAAUUUAGUUUCAUGUGGAGAAAAGGAAACUAUAAAUGAAACAAAAGAUUAGAAACAACAACAAGAAGCUUACUAGAGAAAUAAAGAUAAAACCAAUUCUAAGUUUGUACAAGUGACACAAUUAUUGGAAGCAGAUGAGGAAUGAUCCAUAAAAGCUUUAUGUUAGGGAUGUGAUUUCAGAAUUAGCUGUUUUUGUGCAUAGGUAGAAUUGGUUGCAAAUAGAGUCCCAUUAAUACUCCCUUUUAAACAUGAUUUAUAUCUGCAGUAAAUGGAAACCUUUCAGUAGACUGGCAUCAGAUACCAAGUUUAAUUUCUUUUUUUGCCAGUGUGUAUCAAUAGUUGGUGGUUUUACUAACAAGAAAUUAAACGGGGGACUGGCUGAGAUAAGACAAGAUCAGUAAUAUGGUUGUCUCCAAAUGAAGUAACUAUUGCCCACACGAGAGUUGACAGCGUAGUAAUUGUGAGGUAUUACAAUCAAGAGAAACAAAUGAGAGCAAAGCGUUAGCUUACCCCUUGAUAAGCAUUUUCCCUCUUUUUAUUAAAAGACCAUGUAAUUAUUUCCUAAGUAAGAUAUUGGCUGUUUGUUAGUAUUACCUAAGAAGAUGGAUGGCCAACUGGGUCCAGGCACUACUAUUUCACUUUGGAAACUAUUGUGUCCUUUGUUUUUUCAGUAUUUCAGGAAAAUGGGUAUGAUUCUUCAAAAGAUGUGUGUUUCACUUCGCACAUAAGUGCUGACUCUCCAGCAGCCGCUGGGUCUUCUCUGUGCCCUGUGUUCUACUGCAGUAUGAAUCACAGAAUGCUGUGCAUGUCUGUUCGUACCAAUACCAUGUGUAUGUGGUAGGAGUUGUAACCAGUUUCUGGAUCUGUAUGGUACUAUGAAACACUUGUUUUAUAAUUCUGUAAUUGUAUGGCAGUGUUAUGCCAAAAAUGUAUAAAGAACAAUAGUUUCCAUUGCUUACUGCUGUAGUUUAAAAUAUUGUUUCUGAAAUAAGUAUUUAGAGUUCCUUUAGAGUAAUUAUUUUUAAAAAACUAUUGCCAAAUACACAUCCUGUAAAAUGAAUAAAAGCCACUUCAUCUUGUUUAACAUUUUAGCAUUAUGUUAGAGUACAUUCUAUUGGUUUGGCAUGAUUAAAAUAUUUUUAAGUAGCUGGGAAAAUGACUUGCUGUUUUCCUAUGACUAGACAUAUAUUUUUAUGAUUAUUAUAUGAGCUCAAUAUUAUUUCCUUUUAUUUUGUAAAAUAAAUAUUUUAUUUUGAAGGGUGGAAUCUUAUUUACCUAUGAAGUUAUUUUUGUUGCAAGAUUUUGGAGGCCAGGUCACUUGUAUGUGUAAAUACUUGGGUGUUUAUUGUUUCUUUUUUGCUUUCUCUAAUGCAGUGUUUCAAAAGUAUAUUUAACAUAGAUAAAUGAAAAUGAACAACCAAUGGAGAUGACA
This is a messenger RNA of Suricata suricatta (meerkat), 7589 nucleotides long. RefSeq names its product opioid growth factor receptor like 1 (gene OGFRL1). Gene Ontology annotation, molecular function: opioid growth factor receptor activity. Lineage: Eukaryota; Metazoa; Chordata; Mammalia; Carnivora; Herpestidae. Gene Ontology annotation, cellular component: membrane. The transcript has 7 exons. The annotation marks the transcript as partial. The record is from RefSeq and is a predicted model, not a curated record.